Morchella sextelata is the source of this 768-nucleotide messenger RNA. RefSeq lists its product as uncharacterized. The record is from RefSeq and is a predicted model, not a curated record. Lineage: Eukaryota; Fungi; Ascomycota; Pezizomycetes; Pezizales; Morchellaceae. Bases 1 to 768 code for a protein of 255 amino acids. The transcript has 2 exons.
AUGAUGCCCUACGUAUCAGUCCGUUGCUUAAACUGCAACAACAUUGACGAGUUCCCCCGGAUGGACUACGACGAGAUCCCAUACUGUUCGCAGUGCGCUUCAACCACAAACCUCGUCCCCACCACGCCCCCAACCAAACCCCAACCCGGCCAACAACAAUGGUCCGACCCCACCAGCGACGACCUCGCAAACCUCUUCUCCCGUAAUCUCUCCCUCAUCGACCCACCCGCGACGCCCCCAACGUCCCCACCGGCAACAAUUAACUACUCCGUCUCCCAGCACUACACCCACCCCACCUACGCCCCCUUCCUCGCCCAGCAACAACAGCAGCAACCGCAGCCGCGCCCAGCUACAACCAUCACCACAACCGCAGAACAAAACACCUACAUCCAGUACCUCCUGCAAUCCAACCUCGGCUCCACAUCCUCCCAGAACGACCUCGAAAUCGCACUCGCCCACGGCAUCAUCGACCACAAUACCUACACGCACGCCCUCACCACGCACAACCAGCUCCUCCAGCAGCAGGCGCAGCAGCAGCAGCAGCAGAUGCGAGCGUCGCAGGCACUGACGGAGGAAUGCAGCGCCCAUAGUAUGCUUUCUGCGUCGGCGGCGACGAAGCAACGUUCAGACCCCGUGUACAGGACGUCGGAGUACUUCAAUGAGUAUUAUGGGGGCGUGAAUGACGAGUACUUGGAUGAGGACGAAAUGGCGCCGUGCAGUGUUUAUUCGGCCGGUGGCGGGGGGAGAUUGAGGCCGUUUGAUUUGUAG